Messenger RNA from Chiloscyllium plagiosum (whitespotted bambooshark), 3901 nucleotides. It is a transcript of the gene oprm1, whose product is annotated as opioid receptor, mu 1. The record is from RefSeq and is a predicted model, not a curated record. Lineage: Eukaryota; Metazoa; Chordata; Chondrichthyes; Orectolobiformes; Hemiscylliidae. Gene Ontology annotation, cellular component: plasma membrane; neuron projection. Gene Ontology annotation, biological process: G protein-coupled opioid receptor signaling pathway; sensory perception of pain; neuropeptide signaling pathway. Gene Ontology annotation, molecular function: G-protein alpha-subunit binding; beta-endorphin receptor activity; morphine receptor activity.
UGAUUCCAUUGAAUCUCCACCUCUCUGACGAAUGCAUCUCAAAGGCUGUAUCAAAGGCUAACUUCUCAAGCAUCAUGGGACUGAGCUGGUGCUGGGGACCCUUUCGUUUAGCUCCUCUCUCUCUCUCUCUGUCUGUCCUGUGUCUUUAAACUCGAUCCAGUAGCUUCCCGACGAUUCAGUGACCUCGCCCCCAGUUGCAUUGCAGCCUGAGCCGUUUCAGCACCGUGGACAGCGCAGCGGCACCUUGGUCCUCAACUCUUACCUGUACCUGACACUGUGACCAGGUGCUGGCGCCAACCCUCCAAUCACAGGCGAAGGGAGGGGUUGACGUCAACCCCCUCCCCCCCCCCCCCCCCUCCUCCAAUAAAACGGCGAAUCACAGCCAGAAUAAAAAAAGGGAUCAGGCAAAGAGGAGAUAGAUCAGCCACUGCUUCAGACGGCCCGGGGGCCCAGAGACCCACAGUGUCCCCUUUGCAAAUAGCGUGAGGAACGUUGAGCUUCUCUCUACUGCUGCCUCGAGUGGGUUCAAUUCAUCCAGAGCAUUGCACUGGCCACGACAGGCGUCACACUUCUCUCAUCUGAGGAUCUGCUGAAGUUUUGAAUCGACAGCGCUCUGUUAUUUUGGGGUUUUUUUUUAAUCCCUUACGUCCUGCCAAGAGCAGAACAAAAACCUAGCAAUGGACCUACUCGCCCAGCCCUGCGGUGAUCUAGCUGCCAACGGGUCCCAGCUCUGCCAGACUAGCCUAACCACCAUGAAUUCCAGCCUGGGCUCAGCCAACUGGUCCUAUCUCUGCAUCAACUCCAGUUCGAAUCUGUGUAACGGCACCGACAGAGUCCCUCUGAGCAAGAGUUCGGCUUCAAUCAUCAUCGCCAUCAUCAUUACUGCUCUUUACUCCAUUGUCUGUGUGCUGGGGUUGGUGGGCAAUGUCCUGGUCAUGUAUGUCAUUGUCAGGUACACUAAAAUGAAGACAGCUACCAAUAUCUACAUUUUCAACCUUGCUCUGGCUGAUGCCUUGGCCACCAGCACACUGCCUUUCCAAAGUGUCAACUACCUGAUGGGAACUUGGCCCUUUGGGAAGCUGUUGUGCAAGGUGAUCAUGUCCAUUGAUUAUUACAAUAUGUUUACCAGUAUAUUUACCCUCACCACCAUGAGCAUGGACCGUUACAUUGCUGUUUGCCACCCAGUCAAAGCUCUGGAUUUUCGCACACCACGAAAUGCCAAGAUUGUCAAUGUCUGCAUCUGGAUCCUGUCCUCCGCUAUCGGACUGCCCGUGAUGAUAAUGGCAACUAUAAGGUUUGACAGUGUUUUAGGAGUAACAGAUUGUACACUGAAAUUCCCACACCCUUCCUGGUACUGGGACAACCUCUUGAGGAUCUGCGUCUUCAUCUUUGCCUUUGUGAUGCCAGUCCUGAUCAUCACUGUGUGCUAUGGCCUGAUGAUCCUGCGCCUGAAGAGUGUUCGGAUGCUCUCCGGCUCAAAGGAGAAGGACAGGAACCUUCGGAGAAUUACACGGAUGGUUCUUGUGGUGGUGGCUGUCUUCAUCAUCUGCUGGACGCCCAUCCACAUCUACGUCAUCCUGAGGGCCCUGGUGAAGAUCCCAUCCACUCUCUUCGCAGCAGUGGCCUGGCACUUCUGCAUUGCUUUAGGCUACACCAACAGCUGCCUCAACCCCGUCCUCUACGCCUUCCUGGAUGAGAAUUUCAAGCGGUGUUUCCGGGAGUUCUGCGUGCCAACUUCCUCAACCAUUCAGUACCAGGGCUCUAACCGGGUUCGGAACCAUGCCCGGGAGCUGCCAUCCACCAUCCACACGGCUGAUAGGACUAACCACCAGGUAUGACUAGGCAUGCAAAUGUCCCUGGUACCCCACUCACACCAGGGAGAGGACCUCAACUCAGAACUCACCCAAAUCACAACAGGAUUGUAACUGGGGAAAGACAGCCAUUUGGACAACUGAACUAAUACAGAAUACUUGAUCGUUGCCAGAACUUAGUGAUUUCUCAUUUAUGAACUGAGGAAAACUUGCAACGGGAACCACAAUCCUUCAUAUUUAUUCCCACCCCAGUCCCACUCACAUCCUUCCAAAUUUUCUGCUUUUCCUUUACUGAACUGUGGCACUGGGGUACAGAUCCACAUCCAUUGGGAGUGCCUUCCCUGCACCUCAUCCAACUGCUUCUCCUUCAUAUGUCAAUCGUGACGACAGAUUAUUCAACCAUGUGGGUGUUCCCAUGCUAGAAUUUCCACCAAAAGAAUGUUUGUUUGGUGACUGUAUAUUUAUCAGAACCAGGAAUCCUGGCUGGUACCAAUCUUUUCACCCAGCCACCCGACCCCCUCUAAGUCCCACAGAUAAACUUUGGAAUUCCCAUGUUAUCUGCAUACAGGUUAUGGGCCAAAUGUCCAUGGGAUUUACCAAUCUUGUACUGAGUUCUGUUUCACAGUACAUAUUAUCUCUUUUAUACUACUGGAUCAGUAGAAAGGCCAUUCCUGUUUCCUUUUAACAAUUACAAACACCUUUAUCUUGUUUGGUAUUUUAUUUUUCCUUUGACUCCAGGAAUGUUUGCACCUUUAUUGCAGAUUUUUUCUUAACAGGAUGCUCUCUCACCCUCGUUGAGGUGAACUCGACCCAUUUUAAGGAGGGAAAAUGCAAGUCCUCAGUGAUAACAACAUGAUUUCUAGCAUGCUGUGCUAACUAAAUUAUAUGUACUCUAAAGGGAAUGGAACAGAGGUAAUAUCCUGAAAACAAAAUGUGGAAAAUGUUCUUUUUAACAGCAGAAAGUCUUCAGCCUCAACACUUGAUCAUGAAUGGUGAACGCUCCAGGUUGAAUAUAAAAUCGGAGCUUUCUCAGUGAAAUAACUUCUCUAUCCAGUGAAUGACAGAAAUGACUGGUCUGGAGGAGACAGCGACUCAACAGUAAUGUACUGUAUAUGGUCCAGGUCAAUGACCUGGGGACAUGGGCUCAUAUGCCACUACAAUUAAUGGACUUUAAACUUUUUUUUAAUAAAUCUGGAAUGAUAGUGACGAUGACAACUAUUAUGGGUAUUGUAAAAACUCAUCUGGUUCACUAACGUCCUUUAUAGAAGAAAAUUUCCCAUCUUUACCCAGGUGAGCCUACAUCUGACUCCAGUCCCAGAGCAACAUGUUGGACUCACAAAUGCCCCUCAGUUGAUGAACAUUUAGGGAAGGGAGAUAAAUGCUGGCCCUUGCCAGUAGUACUGUAUCUGAUGAAAGAAGAAAAAAGGCAAAUCUUUUCAUCUGUGUUGGGGGUGGAGGCAUUAAAGUGGGUCUCUCAACCCCAGGGUUUGGGUUAAGGAACAGAAGGGUUGGUAAUCUCUCAUUGAAAUGUUUGAAGAUGGGAUUAAGCUGAACGGUGACAAAUCCAUGCCACACCCAACUGCUCAGUCGGAUAGUUUUUCAACACUCACUGUCAUAGUUUAUCAUGGGUUUGGAAGAUUCAGUGAAAACAAACCUCAGCAAAUAUCUAACAAUUACCUGAAAGGAGAGGCCAUUUGGAAGGAGAGAAGACAGAAAAUGUUGUUGUACAUUAUCUUGUGGUUCAUGAUUCACAAUGGGGAUUAAUAUUCUGUGUUCAUGUUUCUUUUAAAUCCUUUGCACCCACUUCCUUUGUGCUGUUCAUAAUUGGCACUUACCAAAAUGCAAUAAACAGCCAGUGACUUCAUUGAAAUAGUGCACAAGAAAUUAUUACAAAACAUAUUCAGGAAUUUUUUUAAAUUGCAUGAAUGGUAGGAGAGGGAUUUUUAUAUUGUUUAUUUUGAUCAUUACUAAAUUUGUUUCUGUAAAUUAAUCCCAACACCAACGGAUUUAAAUAUUCCAUUUUCCCCAGUAGCUCAGUGGUUAGAACUGCGGCCUCAGAGCACCUUGGACUCGGGUUCAAUUUCAUCCUC